Diabrotica balteata is the source of this 846-nucleotide messenger RNA. NCBI's taxonomy places the organism in Eukaryota, Metazoa, Arthropoda, Insecta, Coleoptera, Chrysomelidae. The record is from the annotation of a GenBank genome assembly.
AUGAAAUAUCCUAGCCUCUCUCAGAGUACAAGCAUGGCAGUCAACAAUGGUACCCACGUCGAUGAGGUCGAUCCCUUAUUCAUCUCCUCUUGUUGGGGCACCAACAUGCAACCGGAAUUCAUUGAUGCACAUAAAUUGAUUCUAGAAGGUCAUAUCAGCAACUUAGGAUCCGACAAGCUUCUCCUAGAGUCUUCAUUGGAGGACGACAGUGAAAUCGAAAGCAAGGAUACUAUAGAGGCUUUGGAUAACCUGUUACUCAGUGCGCAAAAUAUUAAUACUAGUCUGGCAGAGCUGAAACCUCUGCCUCCGUUCACAGGAUAUACUGCCAACCUUAGUAUAAAUGGCAUACAAGGGCAUCAUUAUCAUACCAUAUCCCAAAGAAUUCCAGAAGAAUCCAACAGUAAUUAUAACAAUUUUAGUGAACAGAAUAUAGUAUCUAGUUCUACGUGUAACGUUAAUGCGGACUCAGCCAGUGAUCAGGACAGUAAAGCAUUUUUCUCUAGUGACAGUUAUACAGAAUGUGUAGACCCAGAUUCAGUGUCAUCGUUAAAGUACGAAGACUGCAGUCAGCAUGCCGUGGAUUCUGCUACUAACAUAAAAACUGAAGUAGCCGACUACGACAUAUCAUCCAUAGACGAUAUAGCUGCUAUCAUAGGCUCAGCAAUAGCUGACACAACGGUUCCGAAUAACAACCCAGAUAGUGAAGAACCUUCGUGUUCUAGGGGUAGUUGGAUGGACCUAGAUGCUUGGAUAGAUGACCAGCAAAAAGGCUUACUUAUCACUCAAGAUGGUCUAUCAGAAUUCGUUAUUCCAGCGAACUUUGAAAAUAAAAUCAAAAUGUGUUAA